AAAUGGCCGCGGGGUUUUACUUUCCCCAUCGGUAUUAAGUAUAAACCCCAAUCGCCUACUUAGAGACUCUAUUCAUUGAAGCAGAGCAAGAGGGAACACUGAAGAACACCAACAGGCCAAACAAAAAUGGUGGGUUCAAUGAUUUCCACUCCGAUCUCCGUCAAACCCUGGAAUUCGGCUUUAGCAGCUUGUAUCCGACCCGACCCGGGUGUCCCAUUUCGCCGCAGAACCAUCGCCGUCUCCAACUCCUCAUCUCCCUUAUCCACAACAGCAUUCUUCCAUCUGCAGCAUUCCGCGGCUCGCCCGAUCAACAAUCUCAGACUCAGUCCCAGACAUUCCCAUUACCUGAAAGCUUCUUCAUCUGCAGCUGGAACUACAGAAUACUUGGAGGAACCUGCAACCAAUGUGAAAUUCCCGAAGUCCUUGAAAGUGCCAGGUUGUACAUCAAGCUCGCUAUCCUUGCUCGGAACUGGAUACAGAGAGAAGGUUUUUGCCAUCAUUGGGGUCAAAGUCUAUGCUGCGGGACUGUAUGUUGAUCAAUCUAUCUUUACUAUAUUGACUGCUUGGAAAGAUCUGUCAGCUGCUGAGAUCGAAGCGAAUUCAUCAUUGUUCAGCUCCAUUUUCCUUGCUCCCUCGGAGAAAGCACUGAGGAUUGUUCUAGUAAGAGAUGUUGACGGAAAAACAUUCUGGGACGCAUUGGAUGAAGCUAUUUCGCCCAGGAUCAAAGCACCCGCCGAAGCUGAUGAGCCUGCUCUAGCCAAGCUCCGAGCCACGUUUGAGAACCGGCCUCUUAGCAAAGGAACUGUCUUGUUCUUGACAUGGUUGGGUCCCUCUAAAAUGCAUGUUUGCGUGGAUGGCGACACAUCUUCUGGUGCAGAUGCAACGAUAGAAUCGACGAAUGUGGCUGCAGCCCUUUUCGAUGUGUUCUUUGGAGACUCUCCUGUUUCUCCCUCCCUGAAAAUGUCUGUUGCUACCGGGCUGGCAGUGGGUCACAAGUGAACAACACAUCAUGCAACCAUUUUUGGCUAGUUUCCAGUUUAGUGUUACUUGUAGAGCAAGUGAGCAAAAAAUUUAUGUUAUGUAGAAAAAGGAAAGUGGUUUCCAUUCCAGCAGCUGUAAGUGUUGGUAAUUGAAAUUAUUGCCUGUUAACUUUGUGCUGGAAGAUCUAUCAUAACAAAUUUUGACAGAGUUCUCCUCUUUUUCUUCUACUUCAACAGCUGUGCUGCUCAACCGCAUCUUAGUAGCUCUAGCAUCUUAACCACCUCGGCCAUUGUUGGUCUAUUGAAAGGGUCAGGUUCCAGGCAUGCGAAUGCAACUUCGAACAUGCCAUUGAUCUCGUCCAUAUUAUGACAGGAGCUGCACUUCAAGCUGCUGUCAAUUACAUACUCUCCUCUCUUGUCUUCAACUACUCCCUUCACCUGUUUUCAUUCAAACCGAUGAGGGUGAGAAUCUCAAUGCCUACAAACAAUCGAUGUCCGACACAUGCAUCAAUGGAAAUAUGAAUGUUGAAUUACGUACCCAAGUCACUAGCCUGGUGCCUUCCUCAUAGAAGGCUUCAUCCGUUGGCUUCCUUCCAGUUAGAAGUUCAAGCAGAACAACCCCAAAGCUGUAUACAUCCCCCUUCGCAGUUGCCUUGCCUGUGUCGAAGUAUUCUGGAGGCAAGUAGCCAAAAGUUCCAGCAACAAAAGUGGAGACAUGGGUUUUGUCAGGCUCCAUCAAAGUAGCCAACCCGAAAUCCGAGACCCGGGCUUCCAUAUUCUGGUCCAGAAGUAUGUUACUAGACUUGAUGUCCCUGUGAAUUAUGUGAGGGAUGCAAUCAUGGUGAAGAUACGAUAUCCCUCUCGCUGCACCAACUGCAAUCCUGUACCUGGAAUCCCAAUCCAGCACAACCCUCUGCAACUCUUCUUCUUCUCCCCCCUCCUUUGGGUGGUGCAGAAGUCCAUCCAGGCUCCCAUUGGGCAUGAGCUCGUAGAUGAGCAAGUUGUAGUGAGAGGCAGAGUAGUAGCCAUGGAGGGUGACAAUGUUUCUGUGCUUGAUAUCUCCCAUUGCCUCGAGCUCCCUCUCGAAGGUCCGGUCCCUGUCGGGGCUCCCUCUGCUGAGCCGCUUGACCGCGAAGGAAAUGGACUCGGUUAUGGACAGCUUGUAGACGGUUCCAUAGCCACCGGACCCGAUCAUGUCCUUGUUAGUUAACUUCAUGGUUUUUUUCAGGACCACUUGUGGGGUUACCUCUGGGGACUGCAUUGUCCCUGACUUGAACAUUACCACCUUCCCACCUACAAACAUACCCACACAAGAAAAUUGUCUCUCUAAGUACUAAUCCCCAUGACAUAAGAUUUACCUAUAGAGUUGUAGCUAGGCACAAAGAAAGAACCUGCCAAAUGGGGGUCUUGAUGAACAGAGUGGUGCUGCUUGU
Messenger RNA from Linum tenue, 2413 nucleotides. The record is from the annotation of a GenBank genome assembly. NCBI's taxonomy places the organism in Eukaryota, Viridiplantae, Streptophyta, Magnoliopsida, Malpighiales, Linaceae.